UGGAAUCUCAACUUGUUUAGUGGACUUGCUCAGCACCUCCACCAGAAUCGUGUGUUGCCACCCAAGGCACUCCCAACCAAAACGGAUAACAGGAGCCAAACAGAUCCAUCCAGCUAAAACUCAGCCACAAUAGGGAACAAGGCGCCGAACGGGCGGUCCACCGGAUCGCCGAACGAGUCCGGCACCGCCGUCGACAGUGUCAAACCAUUGGCAGGGCCCUGCCCCAACGACCUCACCAACUCUCACCCCUUGAAACAGGUUCAGUCAAAGAGUGGAGGCGGCCGGCCGAAACCUCAGUCGGUCGAAAAGAAGAGCUACGUCGCCUAUGCGGCGGGAGGAACGACGGAUCGCCAGCAGCCGCAGCAUCCGCCGAGCCGCCGCAGCUGGUCGACGGCCAUCGUCAUGGGCUGCUUCGGCCGCAGUUCCUCCAAGUCGGAUGCGGAGGAAAGCAAGCGGCGCAAGGAGGCCAACAAGAAGAUCAACCAGCAAAUACAAAAGGAUAAACAAGUCUACAGGGCCACGCACAGGCUCCUGCUGCUCGGAGCCGGUGAGUCGGGCAAGAGCACCAUAGUCAAACAGAUGAGAAUUCUCCACGUUGACGGAUUCAGCGAAGAGGAGAAGAUCCAAAAGAUUGAAGACAUCAAAAAGAAUAUUCGUGAUGCCAUCCUGACAAUAACGGGAGCCAUGAGCACGCUGACGCCACCCGUCUCGUUGGAGAAUCCUGCCAAUCAGUUUAGAGUCGAUUACAUUCAAGACGUUGCCUCGCAGCCGGAUUUUGAUUAUCCACCUGAAUUUUAUGAUUAUACGGAGGUCCUAUGGCAAGACAGGGGCGUCCAAGCAUGCUACGAGCGCUCUAACGAGUACCAGCUUAUCGAUUGUGCCAAAUAUUUUCUGGAUCGAGUGCACAUCGUCAAGCGGUCCGAUUAUACGCCUACCGAACAGGACAUUCUACGUUGUCGUGUCCUGACUUCCGGUAUUUUCGAGACUAGGUUCCAAGUCGACAAAGUCAACUUUCAUAUGUUUGACGUGGGAGGUCAGAGAGACGAACGACGCAAAUGGAUCCAGUGCUUCAAUGACGUCACGGCCAUCAUCUUCGUAACGGCGUGCUCGUCGUAUAACAUGGUCCUGCGCGAAGAUCCCAGUCAGAACCGACUGCGCGAAUCCCUUGACCUCUUCAAAUCCAUUUGGAAUAACCGGUGGCUCAGAACGAUAUCGGUUAUUCUCUUUCUCAACAAACAGGCACGAAAAAACUUUUCUAUAUCAGCAGUUCAUUCAUGGCCAAUAAUGAUCUUUUAAUUUAUGCAGGAUUUACUGGCGGAGAAAGUACGAGCCGGCAAGUCUCGCCUGGACGAAUAUUUUCCCGAUUUUUCACGUUACGUCACCCCGCCAGAUGCCGCUACCGAACCCGGAGAAGAUGCAGAGGUGGUAAGGGCCAAGUAUUUCAUUCGGGACGAGUUCCUCCGCAUCUCUACGGCAUCUGGUGACGGGAAGCACUAUUGCUAUCCCCAUUUCACCUGCGCCGUGGACACGGAGAACAUUCGGCGUGUCUUUAACGACUGCCGUGACAUCAUCCAACGGAUGCACCUUCGCCAGUAUGAGCUCCUCUGAAAAAUGAAGG
Daphnia carinata is the source of this 1618-nucleotide messenger RNA. It is a transcript of the gene Galphas, whose product is annotated as guanine nucleotide-binding protein G(s) subunit alpha-like. Gene Ontology annotation, biological process: sensory perception of chemical stimulus; adenylate cyclase-activating dopamine receptor signaling pathway. The record is from RefSeq and is a predicted model, not a curated record. Gene Ontology annotation, molecular function: GTP binding; G protein-coupled receptor binding; G-protein beta/gamma-subunit complex binding. Bases 403 to 1296 code for a protein of 297 amino acids. The transcript has 9 exons. Gene Ontology annotation, cellular component: heterotrimeric G-protein complex. Lineage: Eukaryota; Metazoa; Arthropoda; Branchiopoda; Diplostraca; Daphniidae.